AUGACGCUCCAAACGCUUGCUAUCGCCGUCGUUACGGUCGUAUACUUGAUCAUCCGCUAUUUGAACCGCACCGACGUGCCUAAGAUCAAAGGGCUGCCUGAGAUCCCUGGUGUUCCUCUGUUCGGCAAUCUUCUACAACUGGGCGACCAACAUGCUACAGUAGCUGGGAAAUGGGCUAAGAAGUUCGGGCCAGUGUUCCAGGUGCGCAUGGGAAACAAGCGAAUUGUAUUUGCCAAUAGCUUCGACUCGGUGCGGCAGCUGUGGAUCAAGGAUCAGUCGGCUCUUAUCUCGCGGCCGACUUUCCACACCUUCCACAGUGUCGUUUCGAGCUCCCAGGGUUUCACUAUCGGCACAUCCCCUUGGGAUGAAUCCUGCAAACGCCGUCGCAAGGCGGCUGCGACCGCACUCAACCGUCCUGCCGUGCAGUCAUACAUGCCUAUUAUUGACCUCGAAGCCAACUCCAGCAUUAAGGAGUUGUAUCGCGAUAGCAAGAACGGCACGAUUGACAUCAACCCCACCGCAUACUUCCAACGCUUUGCCCUCAAUACUAGUUUGACUCUGAACUAUGGUUUCCGUAUUGAAGGAAAUGUGGAUGACCAGCUAUUGAAAGAGAUCGUCGAUGUGGAGCGUGGCGUGUCCAAUUUCCGCAGCACCUCGAACAAUUGGCAAGACUAUAUCCCAUUGCUGCGCAUUUUCCCCAAGAUGAACAACGAAGCGGAGGAAUUCCGAGCUCGUCGCGAUAAAUACCUCACUUUCCUUCUUGACAUGCUUAAGGACCGCAUCGCGAAAGGCACUGACAAGCCAUGCAUCACGGGUAACAUUAUCAAGGAUCCUGAAGCCAAGUUGAAUGACGCGGAGGUCAAAUCGAUCUGUCUGACCAUGGUGUCGGCUGGCCUGGAUACUGUUCCUGGUAAUUUGAUCAUGGGUAUUGCGUACUUGGCAUCCGAGGAUGGCAUCCGGAUUCAGAAGAAGGCCUACGAGGAAAUCAUGCAAGUUUACCCUAACGGGGAUGCCUGGGAAAAGUGUCUGGUGGAAGAAAAGGUUCCCUACGUGACUGCCUUGGUCAAGGAGACUUUACGGUUCUGGACCGUUAUCCCCAUCUGCCUUCCCCGAGAGAGCACCAAAGACAUCGUGUGGAAUGGAACCACAAUUCCCGCUGGCACAACUUUCUUUAUGAAUGCAUGGGCCGCCGACUACGACGAGGACCACUUUAAACAAGCGGACAAGUUCAUCCCGGAGCGCUACCUUGAGCUCGGUGAUGGUUCUGGCACCCCUCAUUAUGGAUAUGGCGCUGGGUCGCGCAUGUGUGCUGGCUCCCACCUGGCGAACCGUGAACUUUACACGGCUUUCAUUCGCCUGAUCACGGCAUUCGAGAUGCACCCGCCUAAGCAAUCAAGCGACCGUGCCGUUUUGAAUGCGAUCGAGUGCAAUGCUAUCCCCACUGCCUUGACAACUGAGCCAAAGCCAUUCAAGGUUAGUUUCAUUCCACGAGAUGCCAAGAAGCUUGAGCAGUGGAUUUCCGAGAGCGAUGAGCGAACAAAGGAUCUGUGA
This is a messenger RNA of Penicillium macrosclerotiorum, 1551 nucleotides long. Its product is annotated as cytochrome P450. The coding region runs from base 1 to 1551 and encodes 516 amino acids. Gene Ontology annotation, molecular function: oxidoreductase activity, acting on paired donors, with incorporation or reduction of molecular oxygen; heme binding; monooxygenase activity. The record is from RefSeq and is a predicted model, not a curated record. The transcript has 4 exons. NCBI's taxonomy places the organism in Eukaryota, Fungi, Ascomycota, Eurotiomycetes, Eurotiales, Aspergillaceae.